This is a messenger RNA of Perca fluviatilis (European perch), 6713 nucleotides long. RefSeq names its product myocyte-specific enhancer factor 2D-like. The coding region runs from base 661 to 2403 and encodes 580 amino acids. Gene Ontology annotation, molecular function: DNA-binding transcription factor activity, RNA polymerase II-specific; protein dimerization activity; RNA polymerase II cis-regulatory region sequence-specific DNA binding. Gene Ontology annotation, biological process: cell differentiation; positive regulation of transcription by RNA polymerase II. Lineage: Eukaryota; Metazoa; Chordata; Actinopteri; Perciformes; Percidae. The transcript has 14 exons. The record is from RefSeq and is a predicted model, not a curated record.
UGACGUCGAUCGUAUACUGGGUACGCUGUAUGCCUGGGUGGACUGUAUAGUUACUUCAACAUUAAAUGGAAUAAAAAUGCUGCGGAUUCAUGUAAAUAGAGACGUCGCUUCAGCGUAAUUAAUUAAUGCUUCUUAAUUAAGACAUUAAGACCCCUGGAGCGCGUGUCGACUGGCUCAUUUUCGGCUUUUUAUCAGCAAUAUUUCAGGGAGAGGACCGCCGCCCUCCUCACCACAGCAGCUGCAGGGAAGUUUGUCCCUUUCGUCCUUGUUGUACAAACAAUGAACUGAGGACCCCAGCGCCUCAACAUCACAUAUCUCCGCAGCACCCAGUAUUCACCCUUGCCGUCCCGUCAGUAAAAAGAGUCGACAGCGUUGCCUCACCACACCUGGGCAAAAGAAAUGUGUGUGUGCGUGUAUCCUCGGAUGCAUGACUGUGUCUAAAUGUUUUUGGGCUAAAGUAAGCGGUAGUAGACUGCACUUCCUCUUUCACCCUCUGAGAGUCUCUUCUCCACUUGACUGACUACGAAAUUCGUCUCCACAAUUGCAAAGCAUCAUGGGUAGGAAAAAGAUUCAGAUCCAACGGAUCACUGAUGAAAGGAACAAGCAGGUACAUGGCAAAGAAUUACAAAGGUGACAUUCACAAAGCGAAAGUUUGGCUUGAUGAAGAAAGCCUACGAGCUGAGUGUAUUGUGUGACUGCGAGAUCGCUCUGAUCAUCUUCAACCAUGCGAACAAGCUGUUCCAGUAUGCCAGUACUGACAUGGACAAGGUCUUGCUCAAAUACACAGAGUACAACGAGCCUCACGAGAGCCGAACCAAUGCAGACAUUAUUGAGACUUUGAGAAAGAAAGGCUUCAAUGGUUGUGAUAGUCCAGAGCCAGAUGGUGAAGACUCCAUCGACCAAAGUCCCCUUAAUGAUGACAAAUACCGUAAGACCACAGAGGACCUGGAUGUUCUCUUCAAACGCUACGGACAGUCGACAGCUCCACCCCAGACGUUUUCCAUGCCAGUCACAGUCCAGGCGUCUAAUCAAAGCACACUGCAGUUCAGUAACCCUGGCAACGCACUGGUAACUACCUCCUAUGUAACAUCAUCAUCGCUCACGGAUACCCACCUCCUGUCACCACAGCAACCGGCUCUUCAGAGAAAUACGCUGUCUCCUGGGUUGCCACAGCGACCAGCCAGCGCAGGAGCUCUUCUUGGAGGCGAGCUGAAUAAUUCAAAUGGAGGAUGCCCAAGUCCAGUCCCUAAUGGAUACACCAGUGCCAGGGCCUCCCCAGGCCUCCUCACCGUUUCCAACGGCAACAGUCUAGGGAAAGUAGUUCCGGCCAAGUCUCCACCCCCACCUCCAAGCCCCCAGAUGGUCAACAGCCGCAAGCCAGACCUCAGAGUCAUCACCUCACAGGGCGGAAAGAGCCUCAUGCAGAUGACAGAGGAUGAGCUGGAAUUGGUAAACGAGAACGCCCAGCGGCUGGCAGCAGGAACCCAGGUGGCACAAAGCCUGACCACACCGGUGGUCUCUGUGGCCACGCCGAGCCUCCUGGCACAGGGGCUGCCCUUCUCCGCCAUGCCCACUGCGUACAACACAGAGUACCAGCUGACCAGUGCAGACAUCACUGCUUUACACGCUCUGGCGUCACCUGGCGGCUUGUUGCCAACCAGUGUGUCCACAUGGCAACAACAGCAGGCUGUUUCCCAGCAGCAGCAACAGCAGGCGCAGCAGCAGCAACAACAACAGCAACAGCAACAACAACAACAACAGCAGCAGCAGCACCAACAACAACUUAGUCUUGCAUCGCUUAGCAACUUGGUCAUGUGGGGCCUGGACAAACAGAGCAGUGAGCUGUCUAGCCAGGUGUCCAGUCUGGCUGCCAAUCUGAGUGUUGGCUCUCCGUCCAACCUGCUCUUGGGUAGAGAUGAGUGGUUGGGCCGGUCUGUGACCCAUAUACCUCAAGGUGCCAUGCUGACCGUCAACACAAACACCAGCGUGAGCAUCAAGUCAGAACCCGUCUCGCCUGGCCGGGAUCGCAGCACCCCUUGCCCUCCUCCAUCUUCCACCACGCCGUCCUCAACCUCAGGGGGAGCCAUCCUGACCGCACCGCCACAGUACCCCGGCUCCCUGCUAUGCCUGGAGCCCCCAACUGGCCGCUCGCCUGCAGACAGCGUCAGCAGCAACGCCAGCUCCUUUGAAGGCAGCGAUCGUGAUGACACUGGUGCAGCUGGUGGAGGAGGUGCAGGUGGAGGGGGCAGCGGUGGGGGCAGCGCAGCUGGUGCUACAGGAAGCACCGGUCCCGGCAGCCGCCCUGACUUCAGCCCCUCGGCCGAGCAUCUCAGGGCCUCGAACGAACCAGAGCAGGAGGGAGGAAACAUCAAGCGCAUGAGAUUGGACGCCUGGGUCACAUAGAAGCGCCUGCCACACCUCUUUGCACCCACAGUGAAGUUUUGUUGACACUUAAACAUCCACAACACACACCCACACUCAUCCUUAAACCUCCACUGCCAUGUGACACUAUCAUCACACAUCUGCCUCUGUCCAAAAUUAUACAGCUCAGCAGCUUCACCCAUACCAUACCAGACUUCUGAGGCUUUGCCAAAAAAAAUAAAUAUAUAAACAUCCUUUGGGGAUCGUGCUCUGAGUGAGGAGAGGAUGACUUAGUGCUCAGAUGGAUAUUUUGUCCUGUUUAGAUCCUUGAUUAGAGGGACAGUAGACAGUUGUUUUUUUUUAAACCUUCUUGCUUGAAUGGACUCACAUAUAGUAAUUUUCCAUAGAAAUGAGGUGUUGAACCUUUUUUUCAAUCUCACAAAACCAUAAAAAAAAUUCUCUUUCACAUGGUUUCACCUUCAUGUAAUUGCAUCGAGCUCUGCUACGUUGUUCAGAAUGGGAUUGGUGACUUGUCGACGUUGUGGGACUUGUAUGACUCACCACUUCCUGCUCUUUGAAAUCCAACGUCACUUGUAUUGUGUGCUGUCCAUUCUUCCAUUAGUCAUUUCCGAACUGCUUUUGGAUAGAACUUAAUCUGGACAAGUUUGAGGACUGAGCAUCUAUCUGGCACUGAGCAAACUGCCUCAAACUAGGUCUUCUAGGUAAAGAUACUUCACCAUGAGUGGUUCUUUCUGCUGCCACAUUUCCCAACCUCGUACACCCAGGCAGGCCCGAACCCUCAGGUGGAACCGAGCACCUUGCCAGAGUGCCAAUAUCAACCUCUCUUCAACAACAACAAAAAUGCCAAAUGCCUCUUGCACACAGUGCAAGGACUAUGACGAAUUAUCACGGUCACGGAAACAAGUACUAGAAACUGUUGAUGCUUUUCAGGCUUUGAAUUUGCCGUCACUCUCUCCUCAGACGGGGUGCUCCUCCCGUCCUCUCACCUCAUCUGGAACUUGGACGGAAAUUGUUGCAACAGAAAUCCAGCCAGCCACUCAGCUUACUACCAGGAGUAGAUGCCAUCCAGUUAAAUGCAUAGUAUGAGAUUAUUGAGCCUAGCUGGUGGCUUUUUUGGGUCUGAAAAGUAUUUGGUUCUUUAUCUGUUGGUAUUUAAAAAAAAAAGAAAAAAAAAAAAUCUGUUUUUGAAGGUCCGUUCGUUGUCCAAAAGUAGAAAUUCUGACUUUGUAUAAAAACCCUCCUUAUACAAAAGCUUUGAUGUCCUCUUUAGCUCUCUCUAGCUCUCCUUAGCUCUUUGCCGUGUUUCAAAAAGUGAAAGGAAAAAGACAUUUUCUAUAUUUCUACCACUUCAGUUGGCGACAAAGUAAAAUAGCUUUUCGGCUUCAACAACGUGUAUGUACAUAUGACUAUAUUUGCAUAGACUUUGCUAGGUAUCCCUAAAAACAAGCAAUGUGUUGAUUCUCAGUGGAUCUGUUUGCAUAUAUGAGUGUGAAUUUAAUAUGUUCCGAGCUACGGUGCAGGGGUUUCACCACACUAGGUAGUGCUGGUGGAUCGGACUUGUUUCAGUAAACUUAUUUUUUGCUAGUUGAUGGUGUGUGCACUUUCUGUCUCUCACAGAGGCCUGCUUGGUUGUGGUGUCAUCAUAUUAUCCUACCACAUAUUUAAAAACCCACGAUCAAAUUAAAAUUCCAUGACCACCUGAUCACGAAAUGAUUAGGACACUGACAUUCACUUAUAGUGUAGUUAAGAGAUAAAACGCACUUCUUUGAUGCAUAUUUUGACAUUAAGCAGACACCGAUUACGACUUUAUCCACUUUGAAAAUAAGUUGAGGGAUUGGCUACCAACUACUGUGUUUCUUGUUCAAUUGUAUGGUUUCUAGUACAAAUUUGUUUAGUUGAAACCAUUUCAAGUUUGUGUGUAUGAGUGUGUGGACACAGGUUGUUUAUAGCUUACAAAUAGGAAGUUUCUUCAGUGAUUGCUUGACCUUUUUUUUUUUCCUCCUUGUGACGAUGCUCAAAGUGCAGACUGUUGUGUCCACUGUUUAUUGACUGUUUAUUAUCUACUUAAACAAUCCUAUACUUUUAAGUCGGUGUAGGUGAAGUGGACACGGCAGCUUUUAUGAAUUGAUGCCGUUUGGUGCGAUUAUUCACAGCCCCCAGCAGAGUGUGAAACCAGUGUUUGACACUGUGGGGUUGUGGCGAGUGUCCGGUAAAAUGUUUUCUAUAAUCAGGUUAAUUUUGGGUAGCUUUUCACUCUGCUAAUUUCAGGUUAGUAGUACUGUUUUCUUCUUUCAGUCAUAAAUUUACCAUCCAACACUUUCAAUAAACUCAUGUUGGAGAAUAUUUGCCACUGAAACCGUUAAAGGAAUAAUUCUACAUUUUGGGAAACUCGCUUAUUCGCUUUCUUACCGAGAGUUAGAUGAGAAGAUCAAUACUCAUGUUUGUGUGGUAAAUUUGAAGCUACAGCCAGUUAUCUCAGCAGGAAAAGGAAAACUGUUAUCUCUAGAAUCUCUCUAAAAUUUUCAUCAAAAUGUAGCAUACAUUUUACACAAUUUCUUUACAAAAUCUACAAAAGAAAAUGUGAAUAAUACAAAUUUCCAUCCACUACAAUUAUGCGAAUAUAAGGAGUCUGGUGCAUCGAGACAGACAGUUAGUGGUGCUAAUUCUCUUUCGGAUGCCAUUUAACCAUUGCAGAAGAACACGGAGCAACAAGAUGAUGUAAUAAAAGGAGUGUCCGUCAAACCUCAAAUGAAAAAAAUGUGGAACACAUGAUGGAAAAAUAGCAUUUAUAUUUGUUUCAUGUAAUAAUUGGGGAAAUUGAGAAAUGUUAGUCUUAUCAUCACUCAACGCAGAUCUUAUGUUUGUACUUUGUCGCAUUUGGCUUUUAUUGAUAUACCAACUUUUCCACCUUAGUGCGAUAUUUACUUUUUUUUCUUCAAUUUUUCACUUACGAUCUUUUAAAAUCCAAUAUUAACACUAAUACAAUCAAUUCAGCUUUGUAUCUGGAUAACAUGUUAACGAAUCGUUACAAAUACAGAACACAGCAACAGUAGCUAAUUCAAGCUUUUUAAAUAAUGUGAAUACAAAGCUACCUGCGAUGGGACACCAUCUUGGAAUAAUGCGAAAACACUCCCGAGUUUGAAUAAGGGACAAAGCUCAAGCAAGAUUUAAGGUGUUAAUUUGGGAGAUUGAUGUUAGUAUGCUUCUUUUUUUACCUUUUGGAGGGAGCCAUGCUAGCUCUUUCCCCCGGCUUUAUGCAAAGCUGGGCUAACCCGCUGGAGCUUCAUAUUUAACAGACAAACAUUAGAGUGGUAUCAAACUUCUCAUCUAACUGCCCGCAAAUAAGCGCAUUUCUCAAAAUGUCCAACUAUUACUUUAAAGAUCCAACUGAUAAGUGGUACCAGCCUUCAGGCAGAGCUAAUGAGUCAUUUCUAUUUUUCCAACUAAUUUCAAUAGAACUUUGUCUUUGUGGGCGCUGAUGGUUGAUUGAAAUGUGACACCACACCGAUUGGUUUCCUGCCUCAUGCAGGUUUUGUUUAUGUAAAGAAAGGUUCUCUGUCCAAUCUAGCAAUUUAGUCACAAGACAAUCUAUAUGAGAAAUGAAAUCCUGCACCCAUGUUACUUGUUGUGUACAAUGUUUUUUAGAAUCUCACUAUUUUUGGAUUAUUUUGUGCUGGUGACAGUUCCAUUGUCUAUUAUUAUAUUAUUAUGGAGCUUUUAUUUUAUUGCUAUUUUGUGUAGGAUAGUUUUUAUUUUCUCUUCCUUAUCAUAAACAUAGUACUGGUUUCCUUUUUUUAAAACAACUUGCUGAAAAUUGCACGAUCAGUUAUUGUGGUAUUAGCAAAUGCAAUGAAGGAAAUACCAGUUAAAUGCUGCAAUUUUAAUUAAGAUAUAGAAUAUAUUUAUAAAAACGGGAAACAACUGAAAUUAGUAAUCAUGAAAUUUGAAAAAAAUGUAAAUGCAUGGGAUACAGGUAACAAUGUAUGUUACGUACAAUAAUGAUAAAGGACAUGCAUCAACAUUACAACUCAGAAUAAUGUAGCAUAUGAAAUACUAAAGAUGAAAUUUAUAGCUAAUAUAUUGUGUUGAGCUAGUCUGCUUUUCUUUUUUGUUGUAAAGAAAAUAUUUCUUUUUGUUUUUUUGAGAAUGAUAUACAAUUUGUGUAUAUUUUCAUAUACAAAGUAUGCACUGAUAUGUUAUUGAAAUUCUAUACCGCUUUUACAAAAAGUGUUUGUUGUACCAAAGUAUCCAAGUCCCUUGAAACCUUAUUACCCUUUUGCGUAUGUUUUACCGUAUUUUAUAUAUUAAAUAGACAAACUGAGUGAAAUUAA